AUGUCAUCUGCUGCGGAGAAGGAGCUCAACAAGCCGCCCGCCGAUUGCCAGGGUCCUAUGAUUCCCAACCCCAACGAUGGCACUUCCACAGGGGAAACAGAGACAAUGGUAGACGAACCCCAGCUACAAGCGCAGCCCGUGAACGGGGACUCCCCUGGGCGCUCCGCUACGGCAAGUCGAUCACCUAAACAGCAUCGUACCUGUGUAGGAAGGAGGGUAACAGCACGCCCAUCGCCGCACCAAUCUUCCAAUUCUCUAAACUGGCUCAGCAGUCAAAUCAAUAGCCUUAACUUUGACACGGUUAUUCAAGGCGACGAUGACCCCGAAAUCCGGCACCAUAGCAGCGACGAAAACCCAUAUGCCCAACGUUCGCUGCUCUCGAAAGUCCUCGACUGGCUACAACAGGAGAAAGCCAAGUCUGUAGCGCGUGCCUCAAAGAGAACUAGGGGGUCGCAGGGCCCCUUACCAGGUAUAACCACUGGAGAGACAGCCUCAGCCUUAACUCGAGAGAGAAGCGACUCUCAAGCGUCGGAGGGAAUGUUAGCCCUGGAGAAGUUGGAGCAGAUAUUAGCGCAAUAUGCGGCUACUGGGAAAGAGGGCAUUUCAUCUUCACGGAUCGGACGUAAGAGAUCGUCUUCUCUCAAACUCCGAGCUAGCAUUAGAGGUUUAAAACAGGGUUCAACAUCCGAUUCAGAUUUUUCAGAUGCUGAUCUACCACCCCCCAGUGCCGAUGUUGUCCUUGACAACUCCAAAACCGCUUUUUAUGGCGGAAGCGAAGCAGAUAAUGAUUUCGGAAACAAGAAUUCGUCAAACGGCGUAUCCACUAAGAGCAAAGAACAUUGGUUGAAGUUUAAAUAUGAGAUCUUGCGCUUGACACACACGCUAAGCCUCAAGGGCUGGAGAAGAAUUCCCCUGGAAGACUGUGGUAACAUUGAAGUGGUUCGCCUCAGCGGAGCGUUAACAAAUGCUGUAUAUGUUGUCUCUCCGCCCAAACAAUUACCCCCUCCUUCUGAUUCGAGUAAUUCGAGCUCAUUGAUGCGUAGAAGCACUCCCCCACAACUCCUUCUGCGCAUCUAUGGGCCCCAAGUGGAACACUUGAUCGAUCGGGAGAGCGAACUCCAGAUUCUGCGCCGUCUGGGGAAACGGAAUAUCGGCCCCCGGGUCCUUGGGACGUUCAAAAAUGGCCGCUUCGAACAGUAUUUCCGUGCAAAAACCCUCACGCCUAGAGACAUCCGCAACCCAGAAACUUCCGAGCAAAUCGCUAAGCGGAUGCGGGAACUGCAUGAAGGGAUCGAACUACUCUCAGAAGAGAGGGAAGGUGGUCCAUUUUUGUGGAAGAACUGGGACAAAUGGCUAGAGCGGUGCGAACAUGUUGCCUCGUGGCUGGAUAGCGAAAUCAACUCUCCGCUCAACGAGUCCAAGCUCGAAGCAGAACCGUGGCGACAACUUGGUUUUAUAUGCGGUGCCCCAUGGCCAAAGUUCCGGAAAUUGGUUGAAUCUUAUCGCAAUUGGUUGGAUACAUGCUAUGGCGGGGCAUCUGAAAUUAACAAGCAGCUUGUGUUCUCUCAUAACGACACACAAUAUGGCAACCUUCUUCGGCUUGAGCCAAGUGGAGAGUCCCCUCUUCUGCUCCCCGCCAACAAACAUAAGCAGCUUGUAGUUAUCGACUUUGAGUAUGCUUCAGCGAACCCUCGAGGGCUGGAAUUCUGCAACCACUUCACGGAGUGGUGCUAUAACUACCAUGAUCCAGAAAGUCCAUGGGCCUGCAAUACGAAAUGGUAUCCUACCCCGGAAGAACAGGAACGAUUCAUUCGCGCAUAUCUCACCCAUCGGCCACACAUCUUCCACCCACCAGAAACUCGCGGCACCCAGUCCGCGCUCAGCUCCGCGACAGUUUCGGUGAGUGCAUCUUCAAGCCCAGCGCCAACUCCAGCAUUUCAAGCGUCGCAUUCCAAUAGUCCUCGGAUAUCUCCUUUCACACUAGACACUCAAGUCCCGCCGAUCCCCACCUCGUCUGCCCUGGAUCACGAGAGAGCCGAGCAAGAACUCGACUUGGAAGUUCGACGUCUUCUCCGCGAAACUCGUCUUUGGCGUGCAGCGAAUUCCGCACAAUGGGUAGCGUGGGGGAUCGUCCAGGCUAAGAUCUCGGGGAUGGAAGAAGCACACUCUCCCUCGUCUGCUACUUCUGAGGAACAGCCAGUCCUAGGAAGGGGAGAAGGAGACACACCAGCGGGUGAUACUACUGAAUUGGAUCGCAAGAGAGAGCAACCCAGUGACACGGUCAAUGAACCUGCGGGUGAGUUUGAUUAUCUUGCUUAUGCUCAGGAUCGGGCACUCUUUUUCUGGGCGGAUAUUUUAUCGCUUGGGCUUAUAAAAGAGGGCGACCUCCCCCCUGACAUGGCUGAGCGAAUCAAGGGGCAUAUUAUUGGGUAUUGA
This is a messenger RNA of Histoplasma mississippiense, 2436 nucleotides long. RefSeq lists its product with no specific name. The transcript is spliced from 5 exons. Gene Ontology annotation, molecular function: ethanolamine kinase activity; choline kinase activity. Gene Ontology annotation, biological process: phosphatidylethanolamine biosynthetic process; phosphatidylcholine biosynthetic process. The record is from RefSeq and is a predicted model, not a curated record. Lineage: Eukaryota; Fungi; Ascomycota; Eurotiomycetes; Onygenales; Ajellomycetaceae. Gene Ontology annotation, cellular component: cytoplasm. Bases 1 to 2436 code for a protein of 811 amino acids.